AUGUCUGGUAUCGGUUUUACUUUUACUUCCACUCAUAUUUGUGUUCAAUUAAAUUUCACUUCAGUUGGGAAUCUCCCCUACCAAACUAACGAAGAGGCAAUCGGAAACCACUUCAGUCAAGCUGGCCACGUUACCAAUGUCAGAAUAGUGUAUGACAGAGAGACUGGACGCAUGAAAGGCUUCGGAUUUUGCGAGUUCUCAGAUGAGGCUGGAGCUCAGAAUGCCGUCGACACGUUGAAUGGAGCUGAUUUCAAUGGACGACAGCUUCGAACGACCGAGGAUGCAAUCGGAAAUUACUUCAGCCAAGCUGGAAACGUAACCAACGUCAGAAUUGUAUACGACCGUGAAACUGGUCGCACCAAGGGCUUUGGAUUCUGCGAGUUCUCCGAUGAAGCUGGAGCUCAAAAUGCUGUUAACACCCUCAAUGGAAGUGAUUUCAAUGGCCGGUCACUACGUGUGAACUACGCCAACAAGAACUGA
This is a messenger RNA of Haemonchus placei, 480 nucleotides long. NCBI's taxonomy places the organism in Eukaryota, Metazoa, Nematoda, Chromadorea, Rhabditida, Trichostrongylidae. The record is from the annotation of a GenBank genome assembly.